CAUUACAGAGAUACCUUCACGAGUUCCUUAUAUUAAAGAUCUGUUAGAUUUUCUUAAGUUAGUUUUGCGUACUGGAAAAGCUUACAAAACACUUGUGGAGGAAAUGAUCAAGACAGUGACACAAGGAACGUUGUUUAAAGCAUCAGAAAACAAGAGUAUUCCGUCCAUAAUCAAGUCUGGGAUGUAUUCUGCCGUGGAAGACAUAUUUUACCUAAGAGAUGUGAAUCUUUGUGUAGUUUCUGUUGAGCUCUUUCGCAGUUUCUGUCAGGAAGUCAUUGGUCUGGUGCCGUCAGCUGCACAUUGUCUUUUGCCCACAGUGACUGCAAUAAGUGAGAAAAUAUCAAACCCCACCACACAGACGUUUGUAUGUGAUAUUUUAAACCUUGCGUUGUCUGGAGGAAGCACUAUGGUUGGUGAUGAAGGAGUCUGGCAAGAACUACCGUUUAUUCCAACUGAUCAUGAGUUAGCUGGCAAUCUAGUUGAAGAAGACAAACAUCUUUCCCCAGUGAAGAAUUCCUACCUCGAUCCAGAGUCUUACAUGGAUACAUACUUCAGGCUGCUUCGUGCCGAGACCUUCUCGGCCAUACAACAUGGAAUCAAAGAGCUCAAAGAUUGUGAACUGGACGAAAGAGAUAUGAACGUGUACCAUAAUAUCCAUUUAGCUGGUUUUGAGAUCCAACAUGGCCGUUUCUCUCUCGCUGUUCACUUCACUCCAGCUAGAGAUGUCAAGAAAUGGGAAGCCUCGCCUCAACUCAUGUUUGGAAAUUUGGUGUGCAUCUCGCUGAACCGAAAGUUUGAUGAUGUCAUAUGGGCCGUGGUGUCCAAUAGAGACACAGAUAUCUUGAACAAACACAAGAUCAUCAUGUUAGAAUUGAUAGACGAAAACACCAAGAAAAUGAGUCAGAUUAUAAGUUCCCUUCAAGCUCAUGCAGGUUCUGGAGUCAUGGUCGAAUCACCGACCUACUACCACUCCAUGAGUCCUAUCCUGCGAAGUUUAAAAGACUUCGAGAUGGAAAACUUUCCUCUUCAACGAGAAAUCAUCUACGCCCGUGAGACGCCAGGUUUGCCGGAUUAUCUGAAGCAGGCUGAAACGGUGAACACAAAAGCGAUCUACAAAGCUCAUGUAAGAAACGGAUUAAGAGAGAUUUACGAUGAUAUAACAAAGGGUGAAAUGAACUUUCGAAAGUUUAUAGAAGUUCUAAAUAUUGAUUCCAGCACUUCGUUGGAAGCAAGUCAAUGUUUAGCUUUGAAACAAGCUCUCAUGAAUAGACUAGCCAUCAUACAAGGUCCACCUGGUUGUGGUAAAACAUACAUCGGAGUCAAAAUCGUUCAGCUGUUGUUAACUCUUUCGCCGAAGCUUAAAAAACCAAUCUUAUUGUUGACCUACAAGAACCAUGCCUUGGACGAGUUCCUGAAACACAUGUUGGAUUUCUGUUCGAUAAACGAUCUGGUGAGGAUUGGCAGUAGGUCCAAAGAGCCACAGUUAGAAACGUGUAAUCUUCAAGCAAUCAUGAGGUCACUGUCGAGGAACCAGAGUUACGGCAAAGCAAUGUACGCAGAAAUCCAAGAGACCAAGGACGAGAUUCGUGGGGUGGAAACACGGAUCAAGGCGCUGUCUUCUCAAGUUGAUUCAAGCAGUCAUUUGAUGAAGAAAAGUUUGAUCGCUGAGCUCAGUGAGGAGCAGUUGCAAUCACUCCUCGUUGAGGCUGGAUGGAGUAAAAGUGGACGCAUGGUGUUCAAGUUGGCUUCUAAAAAGCAUAAAAAGAUCAUCGGUGUGACCAUAACUGGAGCAUCAAUCAAUCAUGAUCUUCUUCAUCACAUCGGUCCCAGUGUUGUGAUUGUCGAGGAAGCCGCCGAAAUCCUGGAACCAAGUCUUCUGGCUGCGCUGACGCCAUCUUUAGAGCAUCUCAUUUUAAUUGGCGACCACAAACAACUAAGACCGCAAGUUGACACCUAUGAUCUGCGCAGAAAUUUCCAGUUUGACAAGUCCAUGAUGGAGAGAUUGAUCGACGCGAAGUUCCCAUACAAAACUCUAACCAAACAAAAUCGAAUGCGUCCUGAAUUUUCUGCCCUUCUUAAAGACAUCUACCCAAGAUUAAAAGACAACCUGUCACUCGUUUUGAAAAACGAGCCUUUGAAAUGUAUCGCAAAGUCAAUGUUCUUCUGGUCUCACCAGGAUCCAGAAAAGAAAGAUCGCACCUUCACAAAUGCCAAGGAAGCAGAACGCAUCGUAGCUUUGGUUUUGUAUCUUCUGUGGAGCGGCUGUCGUCCCUCCGAAAUCACUGUCCUGGCAGCUUAUCUCGGACAAACUAAACUUCUCAGAAACCUGAUGAAAAAAGCUAAAGCGAAACGCCCUACACUGUUCCAAGAAAUUCAGGAAAGUGGUGAAGAGAAAGAAGGAUUCAUUCAAGUUCAAACCAUCGACAUGUUCCAGGGUGAUGAAAAUGAAUAUGUCCUCGUCUCGCUUGUGCGCUCGAACGACAGAAACAACAUUGGAUUUUUGAAGGAAUUGAAUCGGCGAUGUGUUGCGCAGUCCAGAGCAAAGUGCGGUAUGUAUUUCGUUGGAAAUAUGAAUCUACUUAUGAACGCAAAGCUAUCGUGUUGGGGUACCAUGAUCAAUGGAAUGAACCAGCAGGAAUGUACUGGAACUACCUUGCCUCUACAGUGCUCUAAACAUGCCACAUCAAGAUGUGAUGUGCUGGAUGCAGACCAGGCGGAAAGGGUCAUCGAUAACCCAAAACUCUUGUGUCGGGAAAAGUGUGAUGAUCUAUACCCCUGUCAUAUUCACAGAUGCAAAAGACCAUGUCUACCACGACAUAACCACGGAAAGUGCGUAGAAAUUGUGCUUGAUAUAUUCCCAAAAUGCCGCCAUCUUGUUAGACGUAAAUGCCAAGAUGAUAUUUCCGAAUUGCUUUGCAAGAAAGAAGUGGGAACUAUCCUGGAGAAUUGUGGUCACGAAGUGAUGAAGGAAUGCCACCAGAGAAACUCUGACAUUCUUUGUGAUGAGCUGGUUACUGCUAUAUUUCCUAAAUGUGGCCAUGAAACAGAAAAGAAAUGCUACGUGAACAUCGAAGAGAUGUCCUGCGAACGUCCGUGCGAGGAAUAUAACUCAUGUGGUAUACAUCGAUGCGUCGACGAGUGUGGCAAACCGCACAGCCAUGACAGUUGCCCAAAGAUGAUCGAUUUUAGAUUUCCGGGCUGCAACCACCCUUCGCCCACAAAGAAGAAGUGUUCAAAACCAAUUGUUGGGCAGUGCAACACAACAGUUCACACAACUGGGUUAUGUGGACAUCCAUUAAAGAAGCUGUGCUAUCAGCAAGAAUACCCACCAUGUACCCAUCAGUGCGAGAUGAAGAAUUCGUGUGGCAUACAUCGAUGUGAUAACAAGUGUGGGAAGAUUCAUGACCACGACAAGUGUCAGAAGUUGAUCGACUACAAAUUCCCAGGCUGCGAUCAUCCUUCACCAAAGAAGAAAAGGUGUUCCGAACCGAUCUCCUGGAAUUGCACGUCUUUGGUGUACUUUAACGGAUCUUGUGGGCAUCUUCUCCAAAAACAAUGUUAUCAAAAAAACGCGGACGUAAAAUGUACGAUUCCCUGUGGAAAAACAAGGAAAUGUGGCCAUCCUUGCACAAAUGUAUGCAGAGACGACUGUGAAAAAGGUGAUUGCAAACAUUGUCUUGAUUUGUAUACAGAAAAAAUGAAGAAAUUCCAUGAAGAUGCCAAGAAAAGAGUAAAAGAUCUCGAAGAUAAGAUCAAGAAGAAUCCCUCAACGAUAUUUUCAAUCGAUGAGAUUUCCUCCACUGGUCCCGACUCGGCAGAAUAUCAGAAAGUUAACGACAAGGUUGUGAAAUUUGUACAGCCAAUGCACAACUGGUUUCCUAAAGUCACCAAGAUCGAGAAAGUUACCAAUUAUGAGCUGGAAAAAAAAUUCGAAAUAGCCAAGUCUAAAGCGUUUGGUGAUCAUAUCGACGAAAAUUUCCAUGGUACUGAUGAUAAUGGCGUAAGGGGUAUAACGAAAGAUGGAUUCAGAAUGCCAGAUCCUAAUCCACCAACCAACAAACGCGGUAUGUAUGGUCAAGGAAUAUACUUUGCGACGGACUCUUCUAAAAGCGCUCAAAAGAUUUACACCAAAGGUUCUCAGAAACUUCUUCUUUGUCAAGUGAUACUUGGGAAAUCUAAGGAAGUUCAUCAGGCUGACUAUACGUUGAACAAGCAGAGAUUAAGAUCGGAAAGAUGCGAUUCUGUGUAUGCCCCGCGAGGAUCAGCUGUGAAAAACGACGAGUUUGUCAUCUUUGAUCCAGACCAAGCCCUACCUCAGUACAUUAUCCAUUUCUCCACGACGGGUAAGUCAGUACCACCGUCACCAACACCGCUGACCACUCAACCAUUUCUCAGGAAGAAAAUGCAGCCAUCAAGGGCUGUGAAUUUCACGGAUCCGUUUCAAAUCUAUUACAACAUCGCCGAGUCCCACUUCAGAAGAAUGGCUGCAAUGGCGAACCUCCAAUCAACGAUAUCCUCCAUCGAUAUCGUCAUCAACAAAGAUCUUGAAAGGAAAUUCGAAGCUAAAAAAAGCACAUUCAAACUGAUGGGCAUUCCCGAUGACGAAAUUCUUGCUUACCAUGGAACUGAUAAAGCUAACAUAGAUAGCAUUCUGAAAACCAACCUGCAAUUGAGCUUUGCUCGGAGACAAGCCCAUGGCAGAGGAAACUAUUUCUCAGAAUUUCCCAAUGUCAGUCUAGGUUAUGGCGAUGGCCUGAUACUGUGUCGUGUUCUACCCGGUAAAGAAUUUGUGGAUUCUGGAAGAUGCAAUAUCCCUCCCGGCUACAAUUCCAAGAAAGUAAUGCCAACAAACCAGCCCGGAGCCCCCCCUGCUAACGCAAGCGGAGCGAUGAUUAUUAUUGAAUGUUCCGACCAGAUUUUGCCUUUCUUUGUUAUCCAUCGUUGAAAUUCCAGCACAAUUGCGCUAGGAAUCACUAAAUCUUAGAUGAACAAAAAUAACCGAACUGAUUCCUCUAAAUAUGGCUAGUUUAUCAAGUAUUUGUCUAUAAUUACAUAUUAUAUCAAUAUCAGAUGAUGAUAUAUUCAGCGUUCUCACUUCUAAGGAAAUUUCCUUAGAAAAGUUUGACUCUAUAUCGAGGAGAGGGAGGAAUAUUUAAUAUAUUCUUUUCAUAAGCUCUUUGUCUCAACUUAUUCAAAGCAUCCUUUCCCACAGUAAAAAGUAUGCAUAUCUAAAUCGUGAGAACACAGGAUAUAUUAAUAUAAUUCAUUAAUGUUAAAUAUAUUACUCAAGGGCCAGUUAUCCGAAAAGCGUUUAGCCUAAGAU
Molecule: messenger RNA, 5323 nt
Organism: Dendronephthya gigantea
Lineage: Eukaryota; Metazoa; Cnidaria; Anthozoa; Malacalcyonacea; Nephtheidae
Product: NFX1-type zinc finger-containing protein 1-like
Exons: 5
Coding region: 104-4945 (1613 amino acids)
Biological process (GO): regulatory ncRNA-mediated heterochromatin formation
Cellular component (GO): nucleus; nuclear RNA-directed RNA polymerase complex
Molecular function (GO): zinc ion binding; helicase activity; NAD+ poly-ADP-ribosyltransferase activity
Source: RefSeq, a predicted model, not a curated record